Molecule: messenger RNA, 864 nt
Organism: Acanthisitta chloris (rifleman)
Lineage: Eukaryota; Metazoa; Chordata; Aves; Passeriformes; Acanthisittidae
Product: ras-related protein Rab-3B-like
Exons: 4
Coding region: 1-660 (219 amino acids)
Biological process (GO): protein secretion; regulation of exocytosis; protein localization to plasma membrane
Cellular component (GO): endosome; synaptic vesicle; plasma membrane
Molecular function (GO): GTP binding; GTPase activity
Source: RefSeq, a predicted model, not a curated record
AUGGCUUCAGUAACAGAUGCCAGAUACAGGCAGAAGGAUACUUCAGACCAAAAUUUUGAUUACAUGUUCAAGCUCCUGAUCAUUGGCAACAGCAGCGUGGGUAAAACAUCCUUCCUCUUCAGAUAUGCUGAUGACACUUUCACACCAGCCUUCGUUAGCACAGUAGGAAUUGACUUCAAAGUGAAAACAGUUUACAGAAAUGACAAGCGUGUGAAGCUGCAGAUUUGGGAUACAGCUGGACAAGAAAGAUACAGGACUAUCACUACAGCCUACUACCGAGGUGCCAUGGGCUUUGUCCUCAUGUAUGAUAUCACCAGUGAAGACUCCUUCAACGCAGUGCAGGACUGGGCCACACAAAUCAAGACUUACUCCUGGGACAAUGCACAAGUGAUCCUGGUUGGAAACAAAUGUGACAUGGAGGAUGACAGAACUGUUCCUGUGGAGAAGGGGAAACAUCUGGCAGAUCAGCUAGGUUUUGACUACUUUGAAGCCAGUGCCAAAGAAAACAUCAACGUGAGGCAGGUGUUUGAGCGCCUCGUGGAUAUCAUCUGUGAAAAGAUGUCGGAGAGUAUAGAAUCAGACAGUUCCAAGGGCACUUCUGGAAGGAGCAUGCGACUCACAGACAACCCACCCCCUUCCCAGCAGAACUGCUCGUGCUAGUGACCUUUCACACUGAGAAACGUCCUUCUCUCCCCUCCUGACUAAAUUUUAUCCUUUCAUUUGUGGUGGUGCAUUAUCAUGUAGUCCAAAGGCAGAAGUGUCUGUUGUAGGAAACUGGUAUGUUUGUUUAAUGUGCUAGAGUGUUGAUGUUCUAUAUUUUCUCAUCCAAUAAUUUAAAAAUCUGAAGAAAUAUUGUGAAUGUGU